AAUUAAGGUAACCCAGAGUGGAUAAUCGAUGAUAUUGUAAUCCAGAGUGGAUAAUCAGGUAGCUGAAUUUCCUGUAUUCAUACUAGCAAGUACAGGGAAACUAAUUAAAUGCAGAUGUUUAGUUGUCAUGUGCAUCAGAGAAAACACAUUUAUGCAGAUUAGACAUUUGAUGAAAGAUAGAAGCGUAACCAUUCAACGUAUAAUAAAAUACAGUAAUUGAGUGGCUGAGAAGAGGCUUAUAUUAUUAUCAGGAGACAUCUUUGGGCUGCAUGUUUUGAGAUAACCCAAAGCUGAACUUGAUCGCGUGGUUUUGCUUCCAAAUCAUGUGAACAAGUUAGUCACCAAUGAAGUGAUAUGUCUUCAUCUUGAAGCUAUAAAACUUGCCCGUUCUCUCAACACUUUUUCAAACCAAGUAAACAUACUGCUAAAUUUCUCAAACUCAUCUUUUAUCUCAUAUUUGGAAAAAUUCUCUCCUUUGCACUCUUAAAUCAAAACUCAAUAUGAUUAGCACAAAGAAGCUUCUCAAGAUGGCAAGAAAAUGGCAAAAGAUAGCAGCUGCUAGCAGGAAGAGGAUCUCUUGGCCACGACCAGUUGCUGAUAAGGGCCACUUUGUCGUCUACACAACUGAUGGAAGACGAUUCAUAAUCCCUUUGGCUUAUCUCAAGAAUGAGAUUUUCAUAGAGCUCUUCAGAAUAGCAGAAGAAGAGUUUGGUUUAACAAGUACGGGGCCAAUCACACUUCCCUGUGAUUCAAGUUUCAUGGAAUACACAAUAUCUAUUAUCCAAAGACGUGUAGCUGAGGACUUGGGAAAGGCAUUGAUCAUGUCGUUAGCCAGCUGCAGAUAUUCGUCUGUGACCCAUGAAUAUCAAGAUCAAACAAAUUCACAAGUUUUGAUUUCUAGUUUCUAGAAUAUAAUGUUCUCUCCUUUUGUAUAGAAUUGAACCUUACAUAGAGUAUAUAGUUUAACUCAGAAACUUAAUGAGAUCAAAAUUCAGAUUCAAAUCAAACAUUUUACCCAUUGCAUGAAUGCGCCGUUCAAACUUAAGUCUUCUUAGCACGGAAAUACAGGCUACAAUUUCAUAUAUUUUUAUUUGUUUUGAUCUAUUUUAAAAGGUCUAACAGUCAUACUUGAUAUCCAAUCGAAUAAUUGAUGGAUAAAUUAACUUUUACCGGAUUGAAUAGCUUGAGUAAUAAAGGUGAAUAUAUAUGGUCUACCGACAGGGUUGAUGGAUAACAUAACUAUUAACUAUUGCAUGAUAUAUUUGCUUAGUGCAAAAGUGAUGGAUAACCUUCCAUAUGCGUUUGUUUCAUAUUGAACCCUACAUACAACCAAGCAACCACAAAUGCUGUUAUUCUAUCUGGAUUCUGGCCAUACAUAUAUGAUUCCUUUCUGCCAGUUACUAUCAUUACUAAUUUACUAUGUGUCCCAUAUUACGUUGCACAGUUCAUUUUUUUUCAAUCUAACUUUUUCAAAAAAAUCUUCACUGUUUUCAUAGCUGACGAAAAUCUUAUUCUAUGUUAUUGUCCAAUUCAAUUUCCUAGGCGCCGGAAAUUCCAUUGUAGUUUGAAAUGCAAACAGAUCAGAUGAAAAGAAAAUAUUAAGAACAGACGGGUUAUCAUUCAGCUUUUUUGCUUGUGUUUUUGUCAAAAUACCAUGAGAGUUGAGAAUUUUUCCCGUUCUUGGACAUUUAGGUCAUUGCAUAGGAAACUGCAUGCCACAAAUAUAUUGUGCUACAAAUUGACACCAUUAGAUACCGGUCAGUAGGUUUGUAGUACGUAUUAAGGGAUAAGUUCCUCUUUUUUUCCCCCUUUCAGGAAAGGUUGAUUAUAUGCAGUUUAUACCAUAAAUCAUGGAAAGAUAAAGAAGGGUGUAAUGUUAAAUGACAAGAUCAUCUGAUUUGAACUUCCGCAAGAAAUUUCAUUAACUUUCUCUUUGUAAAAUUGUACAUCUAUAUGUUUCCUACUAAAAAACAGAAAGAAUUUCUAAAAACUGCAGAUAAAUGGUUGUUGAUUGGGUUGUUCUUGAAGGUCAUUAGAAAAUGAUGAGUAUCUACAGGUGGUUAAAGACAUGAUCAGUGCCUUCUCCAAGUCCUUAGCGACAUGUCUUUGGAUCACGGAGAUUGUGUAUUCCAUGAAGCUCGAAUCACAAGGCAGUGUAAUUGGCCCUGAACUUUCUACUCCAAACUCUUCCUCAGCCAUUCUAAAGAGCUCUGUGAAAAUUUCGCUUUUGAGGUAUGUCAAAGGAAUCAUGAACCGUCUUUUAUCACUCGUGUAAAUAACAAAGUGACCUUUCUCAGCCAAUGAUUUUGACCAAGAAACUCUUCUUCUGCUGGCAGCUGCUAUUCUUUGCCAUUUCCUUGCCAUUUUGAUAAGCUUCUUUGUACUGAUCAUUUUGUGGGUUUCAGAUAGAGAACCAAUUAAAUAAAUUUUGAAGAUGAGAGAGUAGAUUCCAAUGUAGGUAAUGAGUAAUUUAGGAGUACUUGGUUGUGGAAUCUUUGGUGAAUGAUCAAGUUUUAUAGCUCCAAUCCAAAGACAUAUCACUUCGACGUGGGACUGCCUCUUUUUCACUCUUUGGGAGCAAGUUCAUGUGGAUAUUCAGGCUGCCUGUCUGAUUUAAAGAUCAUAUCGACUUAACAUGUCGUUUGAUAAUUGAUACAAACCUCUUAACAGCCACUUAAUUUGAUUAUUGUGUAGAAUCCGUGCUAACAUACUGCCAAGCACACACCAACUAAUAAAUACAGAUGUUUCAGUUGCCAUGCCCAUCAGAGAACACUGCAUUUACUGAUUUACACAGAUUACAUAGUAGAUGAACCUAGGGAAUAACCAUUACACUUGUGUAAUAAUCUGAUUGAGUGGCUGAGAAGAGGUUUAUAUUAAUUAUCAACAGACAUAUUUGAGAUACAUGUUUUGGAAUCAUUUAAAGUAACAUAAUCUUGAUCACAUGGUUUUGCUUCCAAAUCAUGUGAACAUGUUAGUCACCAAUGAAGUGAUAUGUCUUCAUGUUGAAGCUAUAAAACUUGCCUGUUCUCUCAACACUUUCCAACCAAGUAAACAUACUCCUAAAUUCCUCAAACUCAUCUAUUAUCUUAUCUUUCGAAAAAUUCUCUCCUUACACUCUUAAAAGUAAAAAAAGCUCAACAUGAU
Messenger RNA from Spinacia oleracea (spinach), 3144 nucleotides. RefSeq names its product auxin-responsive protein SAUR64-like. The record is from RefSeq and is a predicted model, not a curated record. Gene Ontology annotation, biological process: response to auxin. The coding region runs from base 501 to 908 and encodes 135 amino acids. The transcript has a single exon. Lineage: Eukaryota; Viridiplantae; Streptophyta; Magnoliopsida; Caryophyllales; Amaranthaceae.